AUACGUCACCCUGUAUAAAGCCGUCAGUCUCCCUACAUUGUGCACAGUCGCUCACCAGCCAUGUGUCUGCGCGCCCUCCUGUGUGCGCUGUGUGUCGCUGUGUGCGCGCACGCAUACAAACACAACACAGAACGCACAAAUGUUCCUUCUUCAACCGUGGCGCCUUCUGGGCCCCUGACCCGCGGCGUGUCGGGGGCGUUCCGCGGGUCGUGGAUGGAGACGCGCCGCGGGAGACGAUUCCAGGCGUACCGCGGCAUACGCUAUGCUGAACCGCCUGUAGGAGCACUGAGAUUCCAGCCACCGAAACUGAAGCUGAACUACGAGGGCGAGGUGGACGCGAGCAAGGAAGGCCCCGCGUGUCCGCUGCCCGCGCCUCCCGGUUACUACGUGGACGAAGACUGUCUCACUGUCAACGUUUAUACUCCCGCACACAAUGCGUCUCGCCCCCUGCCGGUGAUCUUCUUCAUCCACCCGGGCGGGUUCUACGCGUUCUCCGGGCGCAGCGACCUGGCGGGGCCGCACUACAUGCUCGACAGAGACGUCGUACUCGUCACCAUCAACUACAGGCUUGGCUCUUUAGGUUUCAUGAGCACGGGUGACAUGUAUGCUCCCGGCAACAAUGGUAUGAAGGACCAGGUGGCGGCGCUGAAGUGGGUGCAGAGGAACAUCGCGGCAUUCGGCGGAGACCCCAACCUGGUCACCAUCACGGGCUGCAGUGCGGGGUCUAUCAGUGUCUUGUUGCAUAUGAUGUCUCCCAUGACUAAAGGACUAUUCCACCGCGGCAUAGCAAUGAGUGCGUCUCCGAUAACCAAGGCCAUGACCACCCUGACCCACCAGCGCCACCUCGCCGUGCGUCAGGCGGAGAUCCUCAACUGUCCCACACACAACUCCUCAGCUAUUGUUGACUGUCUCUUCAAGAAGCCCUGGAAGGAACUUGGAGACUCACUCCCCAAGUUCUGGGAGUUCGGUCCGGGUGACCCGGUGGGUCUGUGGGGCCCGGUGGUGGAGCCGGACUUCGGGCAGGAGCGCUACCUCACCAUGAACCCCCUGGAUGCCGUCAAGCAGGGCAAGAUGCACACCGUGCCCCUCAUCAUCAGCCAGACCACCGACGAAUUCUUCUGGAAGGCUUACCAGGUCCUGCUAAACGAAACCCUCUUGAAAUCAAUGAACGAUGACUGGGAGAAAAUCGCACCGAUCUCGUUCAUGUUGCCCCAGGAGAACAGAGCCGCGGCUGUGAAGAAGCUGAAGGAAGUUUAUUUCAAAGGAAACAAGAUUGCUAACGACACGGAGAGUGCCAAAGCGCUGGGGAGGCUGUAUGGAGACUCCAUCGUUGGGUUUGGAGUUCACAGGAUGGCAAACCUGAUGUGUCGUCAUUCAACGCACCCGGUAUGGUACUCAGAGUUUGCGUACGUCGGGAACAACUCGCACUACGAGGAUCCUAAUGGAAAACCACAAGGUGCUGCUCAUCACGACGACCUGCUGUACGUGUUCACGCUGAGCUACAACUUCCCCACCAUCGAGCUGAGCAGCCCGCACUCGCACGUCGUCGACGAGAUGACGGCUAUCUGGUACAACUUCGCGCGCUACGGAGACCCGAACCCUCGCGGCGACACUCCGGAGCUGGGCAACCUGACGUGGCCCGCCAUGACGCCCGACCGGAGGCUGUUCCUCCACCGAGGUGACAAGCUGCUCAUACAGCAGAACAUGUUCGAAGACCGGUUCAAGGUCUGGGAGGAACUCUAUCCCAUACCGUAUUGAGUGAAGAAGAUAAAGUGUCAUCUUGGAGUACAAAAGCCUCAAUUGUGACUGUAAAAGAGAUUACAUUAUUAUUUUUUUAAGUAUUUUUUAUUAAAUAAAUUGUUUGAAAAGUUAA
Molecule: messenger RNA, 1873 nt
Organism: Helicoverpa zea (corn earworm)
Lineage: Eukaryota; Metazoa; Arthropoda; Insecta; Lepidoptera; Noctuidae
Product: juvenile hormone esterase-like
Exons: 11
Coding region: 61-1758 (565 amino acids)
Source: RefSeq, a predicted model, not a curated record